Messenger RNA from Cotesia congregata, 1410 nucleotides. The record is from the annotation of a GenBank genome assembly. Lineage: Eukaryota; Metazoa; Arthropoda; Insecta; Hymenoptera; Braconidae.
AUGUCGAACGAUAAUGAUAAGCAAAGCUUGAUUCAUAAAGGAGAAAAAGGUUAUUCCCGUUCAGAGGCACAUUCGAUUACUUACACAUGGGAAAUUGAUCAAAUAUCUUCAUUUAUUCAAUCUGCCAGGGAGGAAGAAAAAAUGGUUGAUAUAGAUUCUCCAAAAUUUUCAACUGGUGCGAAAAUAAAAGAUUCAUGGUACUUAAUACUUAGAAUUCAAAAAGAUAAUGAUGGAUCAAAAAAUAAAUCAUGGAUAUCAAUUUAUGUCUACUCAAACAAUGAAAAUCGAGAAGUUCGAACAAAGUUUUUAUUAUUUUUUCUGAAUAAGAAGAAGGAAGAAAUAUUAAUUAAAUUUAAAGUUUAUAAUCAAUCAUUGGAUCAAUAUGCGAACACCCUUUUUAACAAUUCAAAUCUUGGGAAAGGUUAUACCGAGUUUGUAAAAAUAGAUGAGUUGUUAAAAAAAAAAGAUGAAUUUUUACAAAAUGAUACUUUGACAGUUGGUGUCCAUCUGAUUGUCUAUGAUGAAUAUGUUGCGAUUAGUCAUCCGAUAAAUCCAUUGAAAGCGUCAAUACGAAAAUUAAGUGACGACUUUGAAGACCUUCUGGCUGCUAAGAAGAAAUGUGAUGUAAAAAUUCAAGUCGGUAAAGUAAUAUUUGACGCUCAUAAGCUCGUUUUAAUCACACGUAGCUGCGUGUUUGAUGCCAUGUUUUCACAUAAUAUGGAAGAGAACAAGAAAAAUGAAAUAACUAUAUCAGAUGUUGAUCCUGAAGUUUUCAAGAAAGUUCUUGAUUACAUUUACACAGACAAAGUCGACGAUCUAGACACUUUUGCUGAGGAAUUAUUAGAAGUGUCCGAUAAGUAUCAACUUCUAGCACUCAAAGAAAUCUGUGAAGAUUCUUUAUCAAAAUCUUUAUCUGUUGAAAAUUCUAUCAGGAUACUGAUUCUAGCAGAUCGUCACAAUGCAAAAGGAUUGGUGGAAUUUACUAAAAAUUACAUAGUCGUCAAGUUGGCUAGUUUAAAAGACACUGAGGAGUAUAAAGCACUGGAAGAGUCUCAUCCAGCUUUAUUUUUGGCUCUACUCAAGGAAUAUGUCGACAGAUAUAUUUACACUGAUGAAGUCGAAGAUCUAGACAUUUUCGCUGAAAGAUUAUUAGAAGCGUCUGACAAGUAUCAGCUUCAAGGACUUCAAGAAAUCUGUGAAGAUUUUUUAGCUAAAACUAUAUCUAUUGAAAAUGCUAUAAGAAUACUAAUUUUAGCAGAUCGUCAUAAUGCGACACGAUUGAAGAAAGGAGUUAUCAACUAUGUGGCUAACAAUCUAGUCAAGUUUAAAAAUACUGAAGAGUUGAAAGCAUUAGAAGAGACUCAGUUACUUUUAUUCGUCGCCGUUCUUAAAAAAUAUUCUAUUGAAUAA